Serendipita indica DSM 11827 is the source of this 672-nucleotide messenger RNA. Lineage: Eukaryota; Fungi; Basidiomycota; Agaricomycetes; Sebacinales; Serendipitaceae. The record is from the annotation of a GenBank genome assembly.
AUGAAGCUCGCCGAAUUCUACACGCAGUGCCAGGCCGAUCUCCUCGGUACAAAUGGCGAUGGCACCAACGGCAACAAGGAUAUCAUCAACACCUAUGACGUUCUCUACCUCCUCGUCCUGCUCAAGAAUGCCAUUUGCUCGCGAGAUACGGACGGCAAGUUUUGCGUCAACAAGAUGUCCCCCUCGACCUCGACUUCGGCUUCUGCUACUGGCACCGCGAGCGGAAGCGCUUCUUCAAGCUCUGCCACCACCCCCGCACGGCGCUACAUCGAGCCAUAUAUUGUCGCACGUGGACCCGAAGACAACACCAACAGCACUUCUGGCCAGCUCACGUUGGGCGGACUCGGCGGCCAAAGCGACCAGAUGCGCAACGAUGGUCUCCCUUACCUCUUCAUGACCACCAACACGACCGACGCCGAAUUGUGCACGCACUGCACGGCCGAAGUCGUCGGCGCGUACAUUGCGUUUGAAAACGUGACGCCAUAUGCGCUCGCGGCCAAGCUGCUCUGGCAGAGGCUCAAGACGUGCAAUGGUGGCCAGCUCGUCAGGGAUAUUCUUGCCGCUUCAGUCGGCUCGGAGCCGCAGUAUAAUGCUGCGUUUGCCGGUGCGGGCGUCAACACUUGGCUCGCGGGCGGUGCCGCGCUCUUGUUUGGUGCUACUGCUCUCUUCUAA